AUGGAAGAAGGGCUCUCCCCCAGGCAGGCUGAGGUAGCUUCCGGAGCCACCAACACAUCCCUGGCUUCUGAAGUGGCACCAGGUGUGUCCAGGAAAAGCUGCCUCAAGGUUCUCUGCUCUGUGCUCACUCUGGCUGUGGCUGCUCAUAUCCUGCUGGUGUUUUAUACAGAGGGGACCGUGUGCAAUUUGAUUGUUGGCCACCUCUUCAAGGGCCUGCGCUUGCCUGAGUCAGAGUGGCACGGAGCCUCUGUCCAGAGACUCUCACACCUGGAGAAGGAUGUGCACCAUCCAAAUAAUAUGUCACUUAAUGAUAAGCUGCACUCUAAGGAAUGUGACCUCAAGUGUCACCAGAAGACAUACCCUGCCCAGCUCCCAUCCCUCAGUGCUGUCCUCAUAUUCAUGAACGAAGCUGUGUCCAUCAUACUUCGGGCCAUCACCAGCAUCAUCAACUGGACACUCCAUCAGCUGUUGAAGGAGAUAAUCUUGGUGGAUGAUUGUAGCUACCAUGGAGAACUAAAGGAACACUUGGAUGAGAAGAUUAAGCUUUGCAACCAGAAUUAUCCAGAUCUAUUGAAAACCAUAUGACACUCAAAGAGAAGAGGUCUCGGUACUGGUCACAAAGCUGCCAUGGCUGAUGUGGUCGCCAUCUCGGAUGCUCAUGUUGAAGUGAAUGUUGGGUGGGCUGAGCCCAUCGUGGCUUGGAUUCAGGAAGACCGCACCAUGUCUCCUGUGUUUAACAAGAUUAACUUUGAUUUCGAACUGGAGGAGUACGAUGUGGCAGUGGACAGGUUUGACUGGGAGCUGUGGUGCCGCUAUGAUGGUCUGCCACAAGCUUGGCUGGAUCUGCAUGAUGCCACUGCUCCAGUGACGAGUUCGUCCAUCAUGGGCAUCAUCACUGCCAACAGGCUCUUCUUGGGAGAGAUCGGGGCUCUAGACGAUGGGAUGCUGGUCUACGGAGGAGAGAACGUGGAACUUAGCCUGAGGGUGUGGCAGUGCGGAGGGAAGAUCGAGGUCUUGCCCUGCUCCCAGGCGGCUCACAUGGCGAGGCAUCACAAGGCCUAUGCCUUGGAUCUCAACAGUUUCUUGAGGCGCAAUGCUUUGUGGGCGGCUGUAAUCUGGAUGGGCGAACACAAGUACAUGGUCUACUUAGCCUGGAACAUUUCUCUCCAGAACUCUGGAAUAGACUAUGGAAACAUUUCUUCCAGAAAGGCACUCUGGGAGAAACUGAAAUGUAAAACCUUUGAUUGGUACCUGAAAAAUGUCUACCCAGAGCUGAAGCCAAACCCGAACAUUGUGGCCUGCGGAAGAAUGAGAAAUUCAUUGAACGAAAACAUUUGCCUGGAGAGAGAAUUAGGUUCCGGCAACAUUCUCAUUAUGGAUCUUUGCCAUGAAUUAAAUUCACAGAAUGUAUACUACCUCUGCACUGGGGAGCUGUUCGUGGGACCACUGGUUGCAGAAGCAGGUGCUGAUGACUUCUACCUGGUGGACUCUGGCAAGGGGGUGAAACCAAGAUUGGAGCCAUGUUCCUCAUCAAUGAAUGGUAGACUACAUAUAUAUUGGGAUUUUCAGCCAGGAGGUGCUGUUAUAAAUAAGGACACCAAACGAUGUCUGGAGAGCAGGAAGGACCACUCAGGGACCUACAAGCCUGUGUUGCAGAUCUGUACCAAGCAAGUGUGGAAAAUACAGCACACGAUUGGAAACCAGGGCCACUAA
Nannospalax galili (Upper Galilee mountains blind mole rat) is the source of this 1713-nucleotide messenger RNA. RefSeq names its product polypeptide N-acetylgalactosaminyltransferase 8 (gene Galnt8). NCBI's taxonomy places the organism in Eukaryota, Metazoa, Chordata, Mammalia, Rodentia, Spalacidae. The record is from RefSeq and is a predicted model, not a curated record. Gene Ontology annotation, cellular component: Golgi apparatus.